UUUAACUGUUCUUCCUUGCUCCUCUAGACACCAUAAAGCUAGGCCUUUUCCCAUUCGUCAACUCAUUCAAAGCCUAGUAUCAUGCUCAGCUGUGCAAAUAGAAGUACAAGUACGAUCAUAGAAAAGUAGAAGCGAGCCUUACAUCGAAACUUUCCAUUAAUUCGUAGUACUAGUGGUAGUUGCAGAAAUGGCAGUUGAGAAUGGAUCAUCCGAUAAGAAAGUGAUGGUGGCCAUAGAUGAAAACGAGACAAGUUACCAUGCCCUCGUCUGGUAUCUGCAGAAUUUUCAAGAAUCCAUCUUGAAGUCCUCACAUCCCCUAAUACUCUUCAUGGUUCAGCCACCUCCUCCUUCCAACAACACCUUUGCUGCCUCUCUUGGCUCUGCCCGCAUGUUCUGCAAUGUCUCUCCCACUCCAGACUAUGCUAAUGCAGUCCAGGAGCGAAAUCGCCUUAUUUCAAGUGGUAUUUUGGAGAAAGCUAAGAGCAUCUGCACCAGCCAUGGGGUAAAUGCAGAGACACUGCUAGCUGUUGGAGAUGCUAAGAAGGCAAUAUGUGACGCUGUGCAAAAAUUAAACGUUGAUCUACUUGUUUUAGGUGAUCAUGGAGAUGGAAAACUCAAAAGGGUAUUUCUAGGAAGUGUGAGCAACCAUUGUGUUUUUAACGCCAAGUGCCCUGUGCUAGUUGUGAAGAAACCAGAGUGAAGGCAAGCUCAGCAGCAACUUUGAUGCAAAUAUGAUUGCAGCAGUCAUUAUAUUACCCCUUUUCUUUCAAAGUUCUAGUUGGGAUGCUGCUUGUUCUUGUGUCUGUAACUAGGAACAUUUGUGUAUCUAUUUGACUAUUAUGAUGUGUGCAGUGGAUGGAAGUUAUUAGACUUAAUUUGGUACAGAAUAA
Molecule: messenger RNA, 890 nt
Organism: Coffea eugenioides
Lineage: Eukaryota; Viridiplantae; Streptophyta; Magnoliopsida; Gentianales; Rubiaceae
Product: universal stress protein A-like protein
Exons: 4
Coding region: 188-700 (170 amino acids)
Source: RefSeq, a predicted model, not a curated record